GGAGGAGGUGACGCGCUAAGUGAGCGCCGGCGGCGCGGCAGCGUCUCUGGAGAAGCUCAGCACCCGUGGCCGCCGGGAGCAGGCCGGGCACCUCCUCCCUAGCGGUGAUUCCCUCUGGGCUGGCGAAGGCGAGGCCGCAGUCUUGGGUGCUACAGCGUCUGAGCCGUGGGGGGGCCAGGUGCCUGGAGCAAGAGACGCAGGUAUGUCUUCAGGGUAAAUUCCUUAAAUUGGGGAUGCUGCAUAUGAAGCUACAUCCACAUCUCAUUAUGCAUCAGAAAAAUGAAAAAACAGAGGAAAAUUCUAUGGAGGAAAGGAAUCCACUUAGCCUUUUCUGAGAAAUGGAAUACUGGAUUUGGAGGCUUUAAGAAAUUCUACUUUCACCAACACUUAUGCAUUCUGAAUGCUAAGUUGGGAAGGUCAUUUACUUGGAAUAGACAGUUGAGUCAUUUUCAUUGUAGAAAGAAGGCUCUUCAAAUCCAGAAAUCAUGGAUUCAGGAUGAAUCUUUUUGUGCUAAGACUAAAUCUAGUGUGGCUACUCAAAAUCCUAGUACUUUGUCUUCUAAAGUGAAAAGAAAGGACACUAAGUACUUCAUUUCUUCUUCAAGGAGUCUUCUGAAACUCCAAGCAGAGAAGUUACUAUCGUCAGCAAAGAACUCGGACCAUGAAUACUGUGGAGAGAAGAGUCUCUUAAAGGCAGUCUCUGGCUUGCCAGCAAGUAGUGCAUUAGGUCAGACCAAUGGUCAUAGACCUAGGACAGUGCCACAGGCUUCUGAGUUUCCCAUGAAGUUCACUGGGGAAAGCCAAAGUCCAGGUGAGAGUGGCAAGAUUGUGGUCACCUUGAGCAAUCAUAAGAGAAAGCGCUUUUGUUAUGGCUGCUGCCAAGGACUAGAACACCACAGGAGUGGGGGACCCCUGAUUCCAAAAAAGUUCCAACUUAACCAACAUCGAAGAAUAAAAGUGUCUCCACUGAUGAUGUAUGAGAAGUUAUCCAUGAUUAGAUUUCAGUAUAGGAUUCUCAGAUCCCAGCACUUCAGAACGAAAAGCAAAGUUUGCAAGCCAAGGAAAGCCCAGCGAAGCUGGGUACAAAAGGUUACUGGGGACCACCAAGAGACCCUUAAAGAUAAUACGGAGGGUGGCAGUUGUAGCCCAUUUCCUUCCCCAGAACCUAAAGAUCCUUCUUGUCAGCAUCAGCCAUACUUCCCAGAUAUGGACAGCAAUGUUGUAGUGAAGGGAAAGAAUUCCCAUAUGCCUGAUGAUCACCCUAAAGGAAGUCCUUUCCCAGACAAGGAGCUUAAUUUAGAUGAAGCAUUCCCUGACCAACAGAAUGGCAAUGCCACAUAUCCUUGGGACCAAUCGCCUUCUUCGUCUCCAAAGUGGGAGUGUACAGAGCUGAUUCAUGACAUGCCCUUGUCAGAACAUCAUUCUAGUAAAAGGUUCACUUCAGAAACUGAAAAAGAAAUUAUGACUCUGGAUCAGGAAAAUCGGACAAGCACUGUCAGUGAUGACAGAGUAAAGCUGUCAGUGACCGGAGCAGAUAAAUCUGUGAGUAGUGUAGAUGGGCCUGUGUCUGAAGAGAAUGUUCACAAUGAGAACUCCUACCAGAUGGAAGAGGAUGGAUCUUUCAAGCAGAACAUUCUUAGUUCUAAGUUGCUGGACCACCCUUACUGUAAAAGUCCACUGGAAGCUCCCCUGGCAUGCAGUGAACUCAAACUAGAAAAUCAACUGGGAGGGGGGAAGAACAACUCAAAAGCAUCUCCAGUGGACGAUGAACAGCUUUCAGUCUGCCUUUCUGGAUUUCUAGAUGAGGUUAUGAAAAAAUAUGGAAGUUUGGUCCCACUCAGUGAAAAAGAUGUCCUUGGAAGAUUAAAAGAUGUCUUUAAUGAAGACUUUUCCAAUAGAAAACCAUUUAUCAAUAGAGAAAUAACAAACUAUCGGGCCAGACAUCAAAAAUGCAACUUCCGCAUCUUCUACAAUAAACAUAUGCUGGAUAUGGAUGAUCUGGCGACCUUGGAUGGUCAGAAUUGGCUAAAUGACCAGGUCAUAAAUAUGUACGGCGAGCUGAUAAUGGAUGCAGUCCCAGAUAAAGUUCACUUCUUCAACAGCUUUUUUCAUAGACAGCUGGUAACCAAAGGAUAUAAUGGAGUUAAGAGAUGGACUAAAAAGGUGGAUUUGUUUAAAAAGAGUCUUCUAUUGAUUCCUAUUCACCUGGAAGUCCACUGGUCUCUCAUUACUGUGACACUCUCUAAUCGAAUUAUUUCAUUUUAUGAUUCCCAAGGCAUUCAUUUUAAGUUUUGUGUAGAGAAUAUAAGAAAGUAUUUGCUGACUGAAGCCAGAGAAAAAAAUAGACCUGAAUUUCUUCAGGGUUGGCAGACAGCUGUUACGAAGUGUAUUCCACAACAGAAAAAUGACAGUGACUGUGGAGUCUUUGUGCUCCAGUACUGCAAGUGCCUCGCUUUAGAGCAGCCUUUCCAGUUUUCUCAAGAAGACAUGCCCCGUGUGCGGAAGAGAAUUUACAAGGAGCUGUGUGAGUGCCGGCUGCUGGACUGACUCAGCAGUGGUCUGCAAGUCUGACCAAGUUGGAACAGAUGGUUUGUUACUUGAAUCUCCAAACACUCAUUUGAAUUUUUACAGAUAUUCAGAUCAGUGGUGUUGGGCCACUAUUGUUACCUCAAAUUUAUUUUUUGCCCUUAUUCAUUUCUCCAACUACCAUGUACUUUUUUAAUAUUCAGUUUGAUUUCAUUUUUAAUUUUAUGGAUUCCGCGCGUCCCUCCCAUAUUUAAUAUUUAUUAUCCAAACGCAUGCAUAUAGACAGAGCAUGCAGUGAAGAGUAUUAAAAAAAAAAAAAAGCCUAGUAGAUUUGGUGCAGCUUUUGAAACUUAGUUAGCGUGAACUGAAUACAGGUUUAAAAUUUAAUCUCAGAACCUAAAAAUGCAAAUGUUUUUUGAUUCAGUAUAACUCGGAGUAGUCAGUGUUCCCUGGGACAUAAAGGGUAGCUAGGAGAGGUUUUGACAAAGCCAGUUCUGUUUUACUUUUACCAGCAGCACCUUUCACUUACUUCCCUCUCCAAGGGAGUCCUAGAAAAUGAAGUGCAUUCCUUUUGAAGGGUGAUAUGGAAGUUGGCUGUAAAGUGAUGGGUGUGUUCUGUCCAUGGAGGCCCACUUACAAGCAAAGAGCCUACUUUGGAAGAGUUGAUUCAAGUAUAAGAAAAAGGCAGUGACUGGGGCCAGAUACCUUAUCAAAUGAGAUUUCAGUCCUGGUCUUAGGAGUUACAAUGCAUAGCAGCCUAAAUCUUAUAAUGAGACAUUUAUUUAAUAACCUGUUUUUUUUCUGAUUUUGACCUAUGAAAAAGCUUGGUGUCUUGUCAAACCAGUAGUUAAACAAAUGAGAUAUUCAGCCUUUUGAGAAGUAAUUUUUAAGUUGCUACUUUCCUUGUGUUGCCUCCCAUAUGGGAGAAUUUAAGAUUUACUUAAUACAUUUCUAUUUCUAGUGUAUCUGAAAUAUGAACAUUCAAAAUUGAAGGCUGACUUCUUUUGCAGAUGCAUGGGGAGAAGAGGGAAGGUAAUAAAGAAAACUUGGUUCCCAAGGAGUGCAGUAAUAUAUUAGAAUUGCUUCCCUCCUCUCUAGUGAUCUCCCCUCAUUCAGGGCUCACUUGGCUUCUGCACAACUAAUCCUGACAUUUUAGCAUGGCAGUUACUUUUUUCCCUUCUGUUAAUCUUCUAUCUUCAGGGGACAGGCUGUAAUGUGGUCCCUUUCCUUAUAAUUAGCUGCACUGAGAUGAAAGUAAUGGAUCUUAGAUCUUUUAUCUGGCUUUUUGUGACAUAUUUGAAAGGAAAGGAAAUAAGGAAGGAUACAUGUUAAACUACCCAAUUAUCUUUUCUGCACUAGGGGAGGAAAAUAUAUUGGUAACAAAUUCAAAUGUUUACUCAGAAAACUACCAAAUAAAUGGCAGAAGAUACUCGAAUUUAUGCCUGGUUAGGUGUGUGUUGAAAAGAAAAAGCUAAAAUGCUUUAACUUGGCUGUAAGUUAUGAUUGAAACAAGGCUGACUGCCAGCAGUUGAGGGUUGAGUCAGACUGUUUACAUGCACAUGCAUGUAAACCAGUGUUGACACUGGGAAGCAGCCUCUCCCAACAACUCCAGACUCAAAUUCCUUAGUAUAAAAGCAGGUCACUAUUUCUUACUUUGUUAAAUACUGGGAGUAGAAGCACUUUAUGCUACUAGAGGUAAGGUUGUGUCACCAUAAGGGAAGAUGAGAAUUUAUAGUGUGGAGAUGUUGUCUUAAGGUUUCCAGACAUAACUAUUAUGCAAACAUGGGAUCUUUCAAAAUGUAUAUGAGACAUUUACUUUUUUUUUUUUUUUUUUUUUUUGUGGGGUUGUUGCAAAGUAACCAGUAAGUAACUAGCCUAUUGACUCCAAAUGCCUCAUUCUUCAGGGAGUAUCUCACUUCCCCACUGACACCACACAGAAGAGAAAAAAUUCUACAAAAACAAAAGAAUUUUUUCUUUUGGCAAUGCUGGGGAUUGAACCCAGGGCCUCCUGUGGGCUAGGCAAGUGCUCUACCACUGAGCCACAUGCCUAGCCCUCCUACAAGAAUCGUGAUGCCCAGAGCUUGAGUUGCCACACUUCCUCCAGUGUGAAAUAUGAUCAUCAUUAUCAGCACUGGGGCAUGCAGGAAUGAUCAGAGACCUUAAGUGAGCUGUCCAUAUCUAGUUACUCUUUCACUUCCAACAUCAUAGGGCAUCCUGAGGUACCUGGCAUGGUUUAGCCUAAAGUUGAAUAUUUUGUCUGUUUUUAAAAUGUUUCUGUCAAUCAUGAAACUUGGUUUCAGCACACUUAAUUGCUUUUACUUCUUGUAAUUAGAUAUAAACCUCUAUUUAGCUAAAGUCCUAGAUAGUCUUUUGUCCUGAUGUUUGCAGUAAUUGCUUCCUUGCAACAAAGGCAUUUUUGAAACACUUCUGGGCUGUUGGCGAAAAGCGUUGAGUUCAUCACUGGCCUGGCACUGAACUGUCUGGCUGCCCACAAGACAGAUCUUAUGGUUUGGGGGCUGAGUGCAGACCUUGCACAAAAGAACAAUUUAUGACAAGCCUUCAACCAGCUGUCUAGUUGUCUCUAUGGGCAAAUUUACCAGGUUAUAGUUGCUUCUUUCUGGUGGCCUUUCUUUUUGUUAAAUCUGUAGCAGUGAACAUUUAUAUAUUUAAUGCAUCUUUUAGUUUUAUCAAGAAUCAGAGAGAAUCAACUCUCAGUUAGCCUUUUUAAGGAAGAAAAAGGAAGCAGUUGUUGCCAGUAAUCCCCACAUAUUUUUGGCUUUGCCUUGUAUUUUCUACUUACUGUUGAAUAUGAGUAACAUGGUCAUCUUGAGUUUAUAGUUGGAACAAAACAAUAACAGAUCUAACUGGGACACAGCCAGCACUCACCUGAUAUGUUGCCCUUUUUCCUCUACAGUUGUAGUUCACUGCUUCCCUGGGUUAAGUAAUUGGUGGGGGGAGGGGGGUCUGGGAGAUUCACAACCUUUCAGGCAAGAAAUGGCAAAUUUAUAGUUGAAUUCGAUAUGCCAGUUACCUGCUCUCCUUAAUCAUAUUAAAGAAACCAAGUUAAUUGGCAGUUAUAAAGCACAUACUUUGCUAUGUGCUAGGCUGUGCCUCCUGGCCUACAGAUAAUUAAAACCUAGGGAAUACCAUCAGAGAAGUACUAAUUGUAUUGGGUGUUACAAAAGCAGACCUAGACAAGUUGUUCACUUAAAUGGUACUUGUUGGUCAGAAAAGAAUUUAAAAAGAUUAUGAUCAUGUAAAAUUACAGUACUCAACCCUUCUAGCAAAGUAUUUUUUUGAAAAAUAAACUAAAUGCCUUUAUAAACUCA
Molecule: messenger RNA, 5855 nt
Organism: Ictidomys tridecemlineatus (thirteen-lined ground squirrel)
Lineage: Eukaryota; Metazoa; Chordata; Mammalia; Rodentia; Sciuridae
Product: sentrin-specific protease 5
Biological process (GO): proteolysis; protein desumoylation
Cellular component (GO): nucleus
Molecular function (GO): deSUMOylase activity
Source: RefSeq, a predicted model, not a curated record